Messenger RNA from Drechmeria coniospora, 3456 nucleotides. RefSeq names its product transcriptional activator spt7. Gene Ontology annotation, biological process: regulation of transcription by RNA polymerase II. Gene Ontology annotation, cellular component: SAGA complex; SLIK (SAGA-like) complex. Bases 1 to 3456 code for a protein of 1151 amino acids. Gene Ontology annotation, molecular function: structural molecule activity; protein heterodimerization activity. The transcript is spliced from 2 exons. The record is from RefSeq and is a predicted model, not a curated record. NCBI's taxonomy places the organism in Eukaryota, Fungi, Ascomycota, Sordariomycetes, Hypocreales, Ophiocordycipitaceae.
AUGUCGCUCCCCAAUGGCCAGUCCGCCUGGCCGCCUCCGGCAUUGAACCAAGCAACCGGUAUUCGCUCCUUGAAUCACCUCGACGAUGGCUCGGGGCGCACCCAGACCCCAGUCGACAACUCCUUGGGGUUGAUGCCUGAGGCACCUAUCGAUGUCGAAGAUGAAAACCGUCGCGCCCUUUUUGCCGAUUUAUAUCGCAAGACCGAAGAAAAGGUUGCGCUGCUAUUUGCCGAUGAUGGUUCAUACAAUCUCGGCGCGAUUGCGGGUCUGAAGCGUAAAGCUCCCCCUACCUCCUCCACCGGCUUGCCCCCCCCGACAAGCGAUCACGAGCCAGUCAAGGAACCGCCUUUGAAGAAGGCCAAGCGCUCAAUUGACGAAGACGACUAUGACGACGACGAAGAAGAAGAGGAGGGGGAAGCAGAAACCGUGCAGCCAACGGCGAAACCGCAGAACGCUGCCGUCGCCGCUUCCGGAUCACUGCUGUCGCCCUCCAAGUCGGGAAGCUCACCAGUCCAGUCGGUCAACUCCCCCGGAAGGCUGGCAGACAGGAUCAAGGGUCAGGACGAUUCGCAGCGAAAAGACAAGGUUGCUGACGGUGGCAUAAAAACAAUCGAGGAGACCAGAAUAAUUACGGAACUGGCGGCGCGCAAAAGCUUUCACACCAUUUUUCACACGCUGGAGAAUGAUCGCACGGCGAUGCUUGAGCAGCAGCGGUUGGAGGAUUCGGAAAAGCAGCUCCAGGCCGAGAUGGAAAACAACAACACGUCGAAUCCGACGGGCGCUCAAGCGGCUGGCCAAGGCACACUCAGCAGCGCCAACCUCGGCGCUUCCAGUCUAACCCUGAAGCAUCUGAUUGCUCGAAUAGACUUGAAGAGAGACCAGGUGCUUGCAUCCGAUGCCGAGCUGCGGCUGCUCAUGAACGAGGUUCGCAAGAACCGAAGCAAAUGGGCCAGCGAGGAGAAUGUCAACCAAGAGGAGCUGUACGAGGCGCUCGAGAAGGUCUUGACAGAGCUCAAGGCGCACACGGAGUAUUCCACACCCUUCCUCACGCGAGUCAACAAAAGAGAUGCGCCCGACUACUACAACCUCAUCAAGAACCCCAUGGACCUGGGCACAAUGACCAAGAAGAUCAAGUCCUUGACGUACAAAUCCAAGGCGGAUUUCGUCGUCGACCUCAACCUGAUCUGGGACAACUGUCUCAAGUACAACCAGGACAUGAACCACCCUCUGCGUCGGAUGGCCAAUGGCAUGAGAAAAGAGGCAGAGAAGCUCAUCCCCUUGAUUCCCGAUCUCGUCAUCCGCUCCCGCGCCGAAGUGGAGGCGGAAGAGCGGCGCAAACAAAACGGCGGAGACGACGACAACGGCGACGACUCCGACGACGAGCCGAUAAUGUCGUCUCGUGGUCGCACGGCAGCCACCAAAGGAGCAAGCAAGUCCAGAACGGCGCCAAGCGACCAGAAGGAGGAGACGCCGGUGGACAAGAAGCCGGUGCUGCAGCUGAACGGCCUGCUGGGAAAGGCGGGAAGAGAAGGUUCCGAGGCCAUGGAUGGCAGCAACGGAUUCGCCACGCCGCCGGUGGGCGGCUCGAUCACCCCGAGCGGCACGGCCAACGGGAAUUCGGGCGUCGCCAGCAACCCGGACGCGAUGGACAUUGACGGACCUAGCCUCAACGGCAUGGCGCUGAACCAAGCGUUCGGGGAAGCCGCCGAGCAAGCGUACGAAGAUGAGGAGUACAAGAUAUGGAAGCAGACGACGAAGAAGGACCGCGCCUUGGUGGCCAAGGAGCGCCAUCUUUUGUUCAGGGACAACAGCCUCAACGCCGACGCCCCGGCGUUGCUUCGGAGCAAAGGCGGCAUGAGAAGGUUUUUGAGAAACCAGAAGGAGGCCGAGGCGCUUGGCAUCGCCAACCACCCCCACCUUGGAAGCUCGAUCAGCACGGCCAAGGAUGCAGGCAACAAGGCGUCGGAGACGCUGGCCGAAGGAAUCGAGGAAGAAGCGGACCGGGUGAUUCCCGACUACUACGAUUCCCUGAGCAACAUUCCUGACAUCCAGACGAACCUGCAAUGGAUCGAGGACGGCGACGGCCAGGUCAUCAACCAGCACGAGCGGUUCCUGCACCUCGUGCCGCCCGGUUCGUUCGUGGCGCCGCCGAGCAAGCUGACGAAAAAGAUGGACCGCAACAUCCACCAGAUCCAGGAGACGCGCAGGCUGGCGACGAAGAUCUCGGUGAUCAAGCAGAUGCAGGUUCAGUCGCAGGUUUAUUCCAACCAGUUUCCCAAGUCCAACACGGACCCCUUUGUGGAGCAGGACAUUGAGCCUCACUUCAUCGCCGACGACGGACCGGUCAUGGCGCCCGAGGCGUGCCAGGACGCGUUGAAGCGGUCCGUGGCCAAGAUCCUGUACACGACCGGAUUCGAGGAGGUGCAGCCGUCGGCACUCGACACGCUGACGGGCAUCACGGCCGACUACUUCCAGACCAUCGUCCGGACCUUCAACAUCUACCGCGAGUGCGAGAAGGCGACGGUGCAGACGGAGGCAGGCCCCAAGGUUCGGUCACGUUUCACGCCCGAGGAGAUUCUCCUGCACACGCUGGAGGAGAACGGGCACGACGUGGCCUCGCUGGACGCCUACGCCAACGACGACAUGGAUCGGCUCACCAGCAAGCUCGGCGUCCUCCACGAGCGCAUGAAGCUGCACCUCACGGACCUGCUGCGGCCCGCCCUUUCGGCCGAGGCCGGGGCCGACGGCGUCGGGGCCUUCAAGGACGGCAGCGACCAGUUCAUGAGCGGCGACUUCGCCGACGACCUCGGCGAGGAUUUCUUCGGCUUCCGCGCCCUCGGCCUCGACAAGGAAAUGGGACUCGAUUCCUUCUCGGUGCCGUUCCACCUCCUGCACAGCCGAGUGCGGAGCCAGUACCAGAUGCAGUCGCAAUCCACGGCAGGCGGUUCGUCGGAUUUGUUCGACGCGCUGGCUCCGUCGGACGCGGUGACCAAGGAGAACAUCCAGGACCAGAUCGGGCUGGUCAAGAACUUCUUCCUCGCCAAGCUGCACGCUAACGGCGACCAACCGCUGGUGGAGGACGAGGAUCUUCCGGUGAAGCAGAGGAAGCCCCGUCCGCGGCUCGGCGCGAGCGGCAAGAUCAUAUCCGCGCAGAAGCGACCGCCGAAGGAGCAGCUGGCCAUGGCGAAGAAGAAGAAGAAGAUGGAGCUCGCGGCGGCGGCGGCCGAGGCCAAGGCCCAGGCGACGCCCGAGAAGGGAGGCGGCUCGGCCAACAACACGCCGGCGAAGAAGAAGGCCGGCGCUCCGGCGAACGUCGGCGCCCCGCCCAACCCGGCCGUGCUCGCGCUCGGUGCUAGCAUGGAGCGGACGGACAGCAUGCAGAGCCAGGCCGGGACGAGCCAAACGGACAAGGACGACACGAUUGGCAUGAUGAGCCCCGAGAGCAUCGCGCAGUAG